Molecule: messenger RNA, 2000 nt
Organism: Cyprinus carpio (common carp)
Lineage: Eukaryota; Metazoa; Chordata; Actinopteri; Cypriniformes; Cyprinidae
Product: transmembrane anterior posterior transformation protein 1 homolog
Biological process (GO): positive regulation of cilium assembly; maintenance of protein localization in endoplasmic reticulum
Cellular component (GO): endoplasmic reticulum membrane; ciliary basal body
Source: RefSeq, a predicted model, not a curated record
CUUUAGUGACGUUUGCCGUGACGCCUGAAUGUUGUGUCUGCGGGGAAGAUGGCGGACUCAAUAGCGGCUGGUCUUGUGGACGAAAACGAUACUGAAAAUGAGGAUAAGGAGAGGGAGAAACGACUCUUCAGUGGCGUCAAAAAGACGGAGAAACAAGCCGCUGCGUCCGACCUUACGGAAACUCUGGGAUUUUACGAGAGGAAGGCGCAAUGCAAAGAGAGAAAGAGCAAUGUGUCAGAUCUCUCUCUUGUAAGGUUUAUUAGUGCUGAGUUGACUAGAGGAUAUUUUCUGGAACACAACGAGGCCAAAUACACUGAGCGGAGAGAGAGGGUCUAUACCUGCCUGCGUAUUCCAAAAGAACUGGAGAAGCUGAUGAUGUUUGGGUUUUUCCUGUGUCUGGAUGUGUUUCUGUACGUGUUCACUCUGCUGCCCCUCAGAGUGCUGCUGGCCCUGAUCAGACUGCUGACACUGCCCUGCUGUGGCCUCAGUGGAUCUCGUAUAUUGCAGCCUGCUCAGGUGUGUGAUGUUCUGAAGGGUUUCAUCAUGGUUCUGUGUUAUUUCAUGAUGCAUUAUGUGGAUUACUCCAUGAUGUACCACCUGAUCCGGGGUCAGUCUGUCAUAAAACUCUACAUCAUCUACAACAUGCUGGAGGUGGCAGAUCGCUUGUUUUCAUCUUUCGGUCAGGAUAUUCUGGAUGCUUUGUACUGGACUGCCACUGAACCUAAAGAGAGAAAAAGAGCUCAUAUAGGAGUCAUCCCACAUUUCUUCAUGGCUGUUCUCUACGUCUUUCUACAUGCCAUUCUGAUUAUGGUCCAGGCCACCACUCUGAACGUGGCUUUCAAUUCACACAACAAGUCACUACUCACCAUUAUGAUGUCUAAUAAUUUUGUUGAGAUCAAAGGAAGUGUAUUCAAGAAAUUUGAGAAAAACAACCUCUUCCAAAUGUCCAACAGUGACAUUAAAGAAAGAUUUACAAACUACACACUCUUACUAAUCGUCUGUCUCAGAAACAUGGAGCAGUUCUCCUGGAAUCCAGAUCAUCUAUGGGUAUUGUUUCCAGAUGUUUGUAUGGUGAUCGCCUCAGAGAUAGCAGUGGAUGUUGUCAAACAUGCCUUCAUCACAAAGUUUAAUGACAUUACAGCAGAUGUCUAUAGUGAAUACAGAGCGAGCUUGGCAUUUGAUCUGGUCAGCAGCAGACAGAAGAACGCAUACACAGACUACAGUGACAGUGUGUCUAGGCGGAUGGGCUUCAUUCCUCUUCCUCUUGCUCUACUGUUGAUCCGGGUGGUGACCAGCUCGGUGAAGAUCCAGGGCUCUCUGUCCAUUGUUUGUGUUGUGCUCUUCUACCUGGGUAUGAUCACCCUAAAGGUGCUGAACAGUAUUGUGUUGUUGGGGAAAUCCUGUAUGUAUGUGAAAGAGGCAAAUAUGGAGGAGAAGCUGUUUCAAAAUCCCCCCUCUGCAGCUCCCAGCAGAGGGUCCAGCAGAACCCACCGUACCAAACAUACACGUGAACCACCAGGUGAGCCAGCGGAGGAGGGCAUGUCUGCAUCAGUCACCACUCAACCCACCCAAAGGGAUGAAUGCCCCGCCCCUCAGAUCCCCACCAGCGAAUCAGAUCAGUUUCUCACCACGCCAGAUGAAUCAGAAGAGAAAAGCCUUAUUCAGGACGAUACCGAACUUAAACACGGAGCGCCCAAAAAAGACUUGCUGGAGAUUGACCGCUUUACUAUCUGCGGUAACCGUAUCGACUGACAUUAGCGCGCACCUUCAAGUUUAAGAGUGAUGUCAGGUAUGCACUGAAAUGCCCGCCUUCUCUGCCAGCUUGAUUUGUUUGACAUUUGAACCUGAGUUCGUUGGAAUGGGACAGCGAGAAACUGCAGGAUAUUUAUUAAUAAGCGAUGCACCUAAUUUAUUUAAGACUUAAACACACUUAUACACAGAGAAUCACACCAACGCACACCGUUUUAACCAAUUGGAAUCCACCCAGUGACGUUUCCACG